CACGAGUGGCCGCUUCAGCUGUGUGUUACAAAUACAGCACAUGGUAGCGUUUGGUAGCUGCUUGUAGCGACGGAUACCACCGGGCCCUAAACUCUGAACUUGUUUGAAUUCUCAACUUACGAGAAAAAAAGUUGCACAACGUUUACUUUGGUAAUUGUUAGUUGUAAAACACCUACAACUUUGAAGUCGUUUGCCUUCGUGCAAGACCGUGCGCGAGCGUUAUUUAGCGAGUUUGAGGACUUUCAAAACACUUGUCCUAUUCCGCCUGCAGCAGCCACACAGAAGCUAGCAUGUCGACCGGCCCAAAUGAAGUUAAAAGCUGCCCCAUCCCCACCAGGGUGCUCACCCUGAAGGACUGGUCCCAGCUACCCGACUGUUACAGCCAGACACCCGGGGGGACCCUCUUCUCCACCACGCCUGGAGGCACCCGUAUUAUCUAUGACAGGAAGUUUUUGUUGGAUUGUCGAAACUCUCCUAUUGCCCGGACCCCCCCAUGCUGUCUGCCCCAGAUCCCUGGGGUAACAGUACCUGCUACACACCCCAUUGGGAAACUGCAGGAUCUCAAAGAGGAGGAGGAAGAGAAGGAUAUUGCCGAUGACAACCAGUUUGAGAUGGACAUCUGAGCUCCAGUAUUACCUCCUGUGGAGAGUUAUUAGUUAAACCUCCAAGGUCAUUAAUGACUGUAAUGCAUUACAUGUAAAGCUUUUUUUUUCCACCUUUUUUUUAAACAAAAGCUUUUGUGAGGAACCAAAUAGAAUGGGACAGAGUUCAACUCUAGGGGGUUUCUGACCCUAAAAAAAGCAAAGAAAUGGUAUUUAAUAAGCUCAUUGGUUGCUCACUCAACUCAGAGCUGCAGCAGGAUUGAAAAAUCUGUUUUGAUUUCACUUUUUUAAAAAUCUUUUGUAAAUAACAUUGUACAAUGUAGCCUAUUUUUUAAGUUGGGGAAUAUAAGAUGAUUACAUUAAGACAUGUAGAGUUUUUCACUGCAGGCAUCAGUUGUUUUGUUGUAUUUCCUCCCCAAAAACGGAUGGUUAACUUUCUUUGUGAUAGGCAAACAAGUGUCUCCUAAUAUUGGGGGUCAGGGCCUACUGAAAAUCGGCUCCUACUCUGUUUUGUAUGGAGGGAGAGCUGAAAUGUGAAUAAUUUCAAAUAAAGGCUAUUCAGACCUGUCA
Molecule: messenger RNA, 1172 nt
Organism: Cottoperca gobio
Lineage: Eukaryota; Metazoa; Chordata; Actinopteri; Perciformes; Bovichtidae
Gene: eif4ebp3l
Product: eukaryotic translation initiation factor 4E binding protein 3, like
Exons: 3
Coding region: 291-623 (110 amino acids)
Biological process (GO): negative regulation of translational initiation
Cellular component (GO): cytoplasm
Molecular function (GO): eukaryotic initiation factor 4E binding
Source: RefSeq, a predicted model, not a curated record